AUGUCUUCGAAUACCGUAGCUGAUCUCACUAAUCUUCCGCAAAAUUUUGAAAUUUCUCCAGACAAAACUCAUGCGGUUUUUAGCAUUCCGCUUGAAAAAUCCAACAAUGAUGAUAGAGAAUAUCGACUGAUCAGAUUAGCCAACGAGUUGGAGGCUUUGUUGAUUCAUGAUCCGAAUACUGAUAAAUCAAGUGCUGCUAUGGAUGUUCAUGUUGGACAGAUUCAUGAUCCGCCAAAUCUUCAGGGUCUUGGUCAUUUUUGCGAACACCUAUUGUUUAUGGGAACCACUAAGUAUCCUAAAGAAAAUGAGUAUUCCGAGUAUUUGACCAAACAUAACGGAAGUAGCAAUGCUUACACCAAUGUAGAUGAUACCAAUUAUUAUUUUGAAGUUGGACACGAACAUCUCGAAGGCGCUUUGGAUAGGUUCGCACAAUUUUUCAUUCAUCCCCUUUUCAACGCUGAUUGUACUGAUAGGGAACUCCGCGCUGUUGACUCUGAGUACAAGAAUAAUCUCCUGAAUGAUGGUUGGAGGAAAUAUCAGUUGGAAAGGAGUCUUUCUAAUCCGAAUCACCCGUUUUCACAAUUUGGGAUUGGCAAUCUUGAGUCUCUAAGGGAAAUUCCCCUUAAGGAAGGUCUCGAUGUUCGGGAAGAAUUAAUAAAACAUCACAAAAAAUACUAUUCUUCCAAUCUGAUGAAAUUAGUGGUGUUGGGUAGAGAACCUUUGGAUCAGUUAGCUAGAUGGGUCGUUGAGAAAUUUUCGGAAGUCGAAAACAAAUCAAUUCCCAUACCCAUACCCGAUGGAUAUCCUAUAACUGAAAAAGAAUUGGGUAACCAAAUUUCCUUGAAGCCAGUUAAAGAUCAGCAUUCUCUCGAAAUUACAUUUCCGUUUCCAGAUCAGUAUCCGUUAUAUGAAACGAAGCCUGCCAGUUACAUAACUCAUUUGAUCGGGCAUGAGGGUCAAGGAUCGAUUUUGUCACUUUUAAAAAGAAAAGGAUGGGCAAAUAGGUUAAGUUCUUAUUCUAUACAUCAAAGUGUUGGGUUCGAGGUGUUCAAGAUUUCGAUCGAACUUACUGAAGACGGUCUUGCUCGUUAUGAAGAAAUUUUGGAAAUUUGUUUUCAAUAUAUUGACAUGUUAAAGCAACUUGAUCCUGAAGAACAGGGGCGUGUGUUCAAAGAGGUUCAAUCAGUCGAAGUAAUUGAUUUUAGAUUCCAAGAGAAAAGCUGGCCGUCCUACUACACCUCAGAACUUUCUACUUACAUGCAACGUCCAUAUCCGCGUGAGUGGAUAUUAAGUAGCCCACAUUUGUCUCGAAGAUAUGAUUCAAAGUCCAUUACCGAGGGCUUGUCAUAUUUAAGCUGGGAUAAGUGUGUCCUCUCGUUGUCUAGUAAAUUGUUAAAUGGACUUGAUAAAAAGGAACAAUGGUUUGGUACGGAGUAUAAAUUUGAACCCAUUAGCGAAGGAUUAUUAAAGUCUAUGCAAAAUCCUGCUUUAUAUCCCGAUCUCAAAAUUCCACCGGAGAAUGAGUUCAUUCCAUCAAAUUUUGAAGUCAAUAAGCUUGAAAGCGUUAAGCCCUUAGAGCACCCUUUUCUCAUUAAAGACACAAAAAUAUGUCGUCUUUGGCAUAAAAAAGACGAUCGAUUCUGGGUUCCAAAGGUUGAGGCUCAUUUUUUAUUGAAGACCCCGGUUGCUCAUGUCACACCAUUACAUUCCGUCAAAACACGAUUGUAUGUUGAUCUAGUCAAUGACGCUCUUACUGAAUUUUCUUAUGGUGCGUCUAUUGCUGGCUUGGUCUAUUACUUUUAUGAUCAAGAUAGUGGCAUUGGUGUAUCAGUGGUCGGAUAUAACGAUAAGGCUACCCAUCUCUUAGAAAAAAUUCUUGAGAAAAUGAAAGAUUUCACGGUUGACCCCGAGAGAUUUGCCAAAAUCAAAGAGGAACUAAAGAGAGUAUAUCAAAAUCGUUUACUAGAUCCCCCAGCUAGACUUUCCAGGUAUUAUACAUCAUACAUCAUCAGACAAAACAUGUGGACCUUUCAAGAAAAACUUUCUAUGUUAGAGCAAGUUAAAUAUGAAGAUGUGCAAGAAUUCUACCCAAGAUUAUAUGAGCAGAUGUUUUUUGAGGGAUUAGUGCACGGAAAUAUGAAUAGAUCGGAAGCCUUUAAUAUGAUGGAUACUAUCGAGAGGGUAUUAGGAUCGAAGGAAUUACUACCUUCGCAAUUAAUUGGCGAUAGAAGUAUAUUGUUACCAGCCGGGAAGAAAUAUGUUUAUUUCCAAGAAGUUUACGACAAAAAAGAAAUUAACUGUGCCAUAGAUUACAGCAUACAAAUCGUAAAUGAAAAGCUGGAUUCCAAAUUAAGAGCAAAGUUGGAUUUAGUUGAGCAAAUUGCCGAUGAACCUUGCUUUGAUCAGUUAAGAACAAAAGAGCAGCUGGGGUACUCGGUAUAUUGCAUGACAAAAGAGGCGCCAGGUAUAUUGGAGUUCAGGAUAAUCGUUCAAAGUGAAAAGGAUGCCGUUUAUUUGGAGAAUAGGAUUGAAGCGUUUUUAUUUAAAUUACAGGAAAUAAUCGAGAAUCUUUCGGAUGAAGAAUACAAAAAGCACGUGAAUUCGUUGAUUGAAAAGAAAUUGGAGAAGGACAAAAACCUUGGUGAAGAAAGCCGGAGAUACUGGGAAAUUAUUUGUUCCGGGCGUUAUGAAUUUAACAAAAUUGAGUUCGACACCAAAAUUCUUCGCGAGCUCACAAAAUCGGAACUUUUGGAAUUUUACAAAACUUACAUUCACCCCAAGUCCCCUAGUCAAAAGAAGAUCUCGACUCACAUGAAAUCAAAAAAUCUUGAUAUAAUUAAAAUGUUCAAUAGAAUUGAUACAAAAAAACUGCACGAAUUUGUAUCAUCACAAGGAUUUUCUGCUAUCACCAUUGAAGAAUUGCAAAAGGCGAUGGACGCAUUAAAGGUGCAGGCUGCUGGAUUAGAUCAAGGCGAGGUCGAAGUCAUAGUGAAAAACUUCUUUUUGGUUAAAAUUGGCAGCGAUGAUGCGAGUGUAUUGGAAGCAUUAGACAAAAUAGCGCGUAAUUUGGUUGGUUUGAUUUAUGGGAAUAAGGACGGGACAGGCGGAAAUUUCGAAAAGGAGCCCGAUGAUGAUAAUCAGCAGAAAGAGCGGAAGGAUGAUUAUAGAUUAUCAGAUGAUAAUGAAAUUAUUGAAGAUAUAGUUCUAUUUAAAUCUAGAAUGGAAUUAAGCUCCGCGCCUUAUCCUCUUUUUCCUUUAACCAGUUUUUAUGAAAAGUAG
Messenger RNA from Acaulospora morrowiae, 3279 nucleotides. The record is from the annotation of a GenBank genome assembly. NCBI's taxonomy places the organism in Eukaryota, Fungi, Glomeromycota, Glomeromycetes, Diversisporales, Acaulosporaceae.